AUGGAGGGGCCUUUAUCCGUGUUUGGGGACCGCAGCACUAGGGAGGCAAUCCGCUCCCAGAACGUUAUGACUGCAGCUUCAAUUGCCAAUAUUGUAAAAAGUUCUCUUGGUCCAGUUGGCUUGGAUAAAAUGUUGAUGGAUGAUACUGGUGAUGUAACCAUUGCUAACGAUGGUGCACCCAUCCUAAAGUUACUGGAGGUAGAACAUCCUGAAGCUAAAGUUCUUUGUGAGCUGGCUGAUCUGCAAGACAAAGAAUUUGGAGAUGGAACUACCUCAGUGGUUAUUACUGCAGCAGAACUCCUAAAAAAUGCAGACGAAUUAGUCAAACAGAAAAUCCAUCCCACAUCAGUCAUUAGUGGCUAUCGAUUUGCUUGCAAGGAAGCAGCAGUGCGUCAUAUCAAUGAAAACCUAAUCGUUAACACAGAUGAACUGGGAAGAUACUGCCUGAUUAAUGCUGCUAAGACAUCCAUGUCUUCCAAAAUCAUUGGAAUAAAUGGUGAUUUCUUUGCUAACAUGGUAGGAGAUGUACUUGCUAUUAAAUAUACAGAUAUAAGAGGCCAGCCACACUAUCCAGUCAAUUCUGUUAGUAUUUCGGAAGCCCAUGGGAGAAGUCAAACAGGCAGUAUGCUCAUCAGUGACUAUGCACUAAACUGUGUGGUGGGAUCCCAGGGCAUGCCCAAGAGAACUGUAAGUGCAAAAAUUGUUUGCCUUGACUUUAGCCUGCAAAAAACAAAAAUGAAACUUGGUGUACAGGUGGUCAUUACAGACCCUGAAAAACUGGACCAAAUUGGACAGAGAGGAUCAGAUAUCACCAACGAGAGAAUUCAGAAGAUCCUAGCAACUGGUGCCGACAUUCUAACCACUGGUGGAAUUGAUGAUAUGUGUCUGAAGUAUUUUGUGGAGGCUGGGGCUAUGGCAGUUAGAAGAGUUUUAAAAAGGGACCUUAAAUGCGUUGUGAAAGCUUCUGGAGCAACUAUUCUGUCAAGUCUGGCGAAUUUGGAAGGUGAAGAAACUUUUGAAGCUGCCAUGUUGGGACAGGCAGAAGAAGUGGUACAGGAGAGAAUUUGUGAUGAUGAGCUGAUCUUAAUCAAAAACACUAAGGCUUGUACAUCUGCAACGAUUAUCUUACAUAGGACAAAUGAUUUCAUGUGUGAUGAGAUUGAGCAUUCUUUACAUGAUGCUCUUUGUGUAGUGAAGAUAGUUUUGGAGUCAAAAUCCAUGGUUCCAGGUAGGGAUGCUGUAGAAGUAGCCCUUUCUAUAUACCUUGAAAAUUACGCAACCAGCAUGGGGUCUUGGGAACAGAUUGCUACUGCAGAGUUUGCAAGAUCACUUCUUGUUAUUCCUAAUACCCUGGCAGUUAAUACUGCCCAGGACUCUACAGAUCUGGAUGCAAAAUUAAGAGCUUCUCAUAAUGAGGCUCAGGUUAACUCAGAAUGUAAAAAUCUAAAAUGGAUUGGUCUUGAUUUGAAGAAUGGUAAAUCUCGAGAAAACAAACAAGCAGGAGUUUUUGAACCAACCAUAGUUAAAGUUAAGAGUUUUAAAUUUGCAACAGAAGCUGCAAUUGCCAUUCCUCAAAUUGAUGAUCUUAUUAAGUUACAUCCAGAAAGUAAAGAUGAAAAACAUGUAGGUUAUGAAGAUGCUGUUCACUCUGGAGCCCUUAAUGAUUGA
Messenger RNA from Rhinopithecus roxellana (golden snub-nosed monkey), 1668 nucleotides. Its product is annotated as T-complex protein 1 subunit alpha-like. Gene Ontology annotation, molecular function: ATP-dependent protein folding chaperone; ATP hydrolysis activity; ATP binding. The record is from RefSeq and is a predicted model, not a curated record. Gene Ontology annotation, cellular component: chaperonin-containing T-complex. Gene Ontology annotation, biological process: protein folding. NCBI's taxonomy places the organism in Eukaryota, Metazoa, Chordata, Mammalia, Primates, Cercopithecidae.